ACCACGACUCACGGCCCUGUCCUCAUCCUUCCUGGAUCCGGUUUCCCCAAGGUCGCAUUUAUCAGCUUGCGACCAUAAUCGCGCCGCGGUUCAUCCCCGAGACUAUGGCGACCGCAAUUUCAAAGCCGACUUCACAUACCCCUAAGAUGAAGCGACCGCCCCCGCCUUUCGUCCAGACCGGAGUCAACGGAGUCAAGUCUCAACAAUCCUCCUCUUCUUCUCCCCCCUCCUCCGCGAAACGUCUGCCCGGCUCGAAUCAACCGGCUUCAGCAAGCUCCGCCGGCGGCCCAACGUCAAAUGGCGUCAAUGGCGCGGCUAAUGCGGCUGCCGGCUCGAACAAGGCUACUCAGAAUCGACCUAAGAAGGAAGCGCAAAAGCCCGGUGACCCGGCCGCGCGGUUACAAAAACCAUUGUUAAGGUCCUUAUCCAUUGACAAUGAUCGUCGCGCAGGGAACAGGUGUCCCGAGCCAUAUGUCAAAACGUCGUCUUACAUCCUCAAGAAGUUCUCCAAAUGCCCGCCCUCACUUAUCCUCCACCUUCACCCAACACAUUUCCGCUUCGAGCAACAAGAUGGAAGCUUCCCUUAUAAUUCCGAGAUGAAGGUCAUCAUCGAACACAUUCGUGCCGGAACCGUUCCCCAUGAUAUGAUGGAGGAGCUGUUGCGGGCUAAUGUCCGAUUCUAUGAAGGCUGCCUCAUCGUUCGCGUGGUCGAUCACAAGUCGGUGUCAGCCCAGGCCAGGAAGUCGACUGCGCCGACUUCCAACGAGAAUAACACCCCAUUCUCGAUUCAUAACUAUAACGAGCAUGUUACACCAUCGGCUUAUGUGCCCUACCCAAAGCAAUCCCAAUUAAACUCCGAUAAGCCGGCCGCCAAGGAAACCCCAACCGGAAAUCAACCCGAUGCGAAAACCAACGGCGAGCAGUCCGGCGACUCGGAGAAUCGUGCAGAGGAAGCUACAUCGAACUCCGCUCAACCCAAGCAGCCUCCAAAACCCCGAGUUUUCACUACCGUGCUCCACCCGACUCCACGUUCCUUGCAAGCGGAACUCACUUUACUUGCCACUACACCCGAUCCCAAAGCGGCGAAACAGUCGGCAUCAAAUGCUGCCUCGCGUCCUCAGCAGUCCUCGUCUACAGCUCCACCAUCUCCAGGAGGGUCAUCCAAUCAGACCGAGCGUGGACAUCCUGCAAAACGACAGAGAAUGUUGGUUGAACCUCAGGAGUUUCUGGAAUGUGAAGCAAGAUUGACAAGAGCACUGGCUCCACCUCUCUUCUUGGACCCUGUCAACAGUUUCGACGCUGUGCAAGAUCUGCUGAAGAUCAUGGAGAGCCCGCUCCACCGCGAUCCGCCACCCUCACCAAAGAGGAGGAAGCGUACCGUGGCUGAGCUCGCUGCUGACGAGGCGCUGGCUGCCGAGGAAGAGAGAUUUAUGCUCAUCAUGGAUGAGCGUCUGGAGCCUACCUCCUCCGGUGGUGCUGGAGGGCCGAAAUCCGCGGUUGUGGAUGAUACGGGUGGUGGUGCACCAUUUGAGCCUCGAUUUUCAAGGUUCAAGACGCUUGAGAAUAUCCGUAUGCAGCAUGAGGAGAAGGCCAAGCGCGAACACGAAGUCAAGAUGAAACAGGAUUUGGCUAAACGACAACAGCAAGAGCAGGAGAGGGAGAAACGUCGCCUUCUGGAGCAGCGACAGAAUGAAGAGCACGCUAAGGAGGAGGCUCGUAGACAGCACUUUGCCGCGCAGGCUCAGGCGCAACUUGCGGCGCAGCAGCAGCAGCAACAGCAACAACAACAGCAGCAGCAACAGCAGCAGCAGCAGAAUCGGCUUGUCAUGGCGCAAACUAACGGGGUUAGCCAAGCGCCGCAGUCUUCGCCGGUGGUCCGUAAUCAGACACCUCACAACACCUCUUCGCCUGUUGUUGGCAACACAAUGGCCGCACAAGCAAGUGUUCCUAUGAGCAUGACGCCUUCUAUGCAGGGAGCAGGCAGCCCCCAGAGGCCGCCAUCUGCAUUGCAGCACGCCCAUCCUACAGUUAUGAGCCAUCCGAUGGCACCUUCCAGAAGCCAACAGGGACAGAGCCGACACGGGACGCCACAGAUGACUCAAGGAACGCCAGCAAUGUCUCAUGCUACACCUAUCAUGCGCAAUGUAACACCAACACAGCGUAUGAGCCACGCCAGCCCGAGUCACACGACAAUGGCUCCAACACCGGUGAUGAACCAGGCUACCAUGAUGGGAACACCACAAAUGGGAGGCGGAAUGGGCCUCACACCUCAACAGCAACAGCAGAUGCUAUUGCAGCAGAGGCAACAACUUCUCGCCCAGCAAGGGCAUAUGGUGCAGAAUCAGUUUUCGCCCAAGCAAGUAGCUCAGAUGCAGGCCAACGCACAUGCGCAGCAGAACAUUCAAGCCCAUCAGCAGCAGAUGCUACAAGCCCAGCAGCAAAAUUUCCAGGCACAGCCCAAGUUCCCGAAUCCACAAGCCUAUCAGGCUCAGUUGAUGCGUGCGCAGCUCGCGCAGAUGCACAUGGCUCAGCAGCAGCAACAGCAACAGCAGCAGCAACAACAGCAGCAACCGCAACAGCAGCAAGGCCAGCAAUCACAGAAUCAACAGGGACAGGUACACCAAAACAGCCCACAUAUGAACCCUCAACAGCAGCAAAUGCUAAUGGCAGCGGCUCAGGCCAAUGGAGGUCAUCUGCCACAAAAUAUGCAAGGUAUAAAUUUGGCACAGAACGUCAUCACUCCACAGCGCUACCAGCAAUUGUUCACUCAGCGAUUAGUACGGCUUAGGCAAGAAAUGGCGGCUCGAUUGAUGCCACAGUACGGUUCACCGUCUCAGUUCCCACCACAUAUACAACGACAGUACACGACGGGACUGGAACAGAAUGCCAAAGCCUGGGUUCAUGACAUUGUUCGACGAGAGCGCGAGCUGAUUCAGCAACGUGCCAACCAGGUUGCUCAUGUUCAAGCUCAGGUGAUGCAGCAGCAACAUCAGCAGCAGCAACAGCAACAAAACAUGAUGCAGAACGCCCGGGGAAGUAGCUGAUUUGCUUUGCCUUCUUUUUCUUUUUCAUUCUAACUACAAUAUGCCGCAGGGCUAUUCUUUCAUCUUUACCCUUCUUCAGACCUUACCAUUCUUAUACCUUCUAUCGGAUUUGGACAGCGCAUGGCGCUCCCCACGAACCUCCACGAUUAUACAUUCGGAUUA
Molecule: messenger RNA, 3206 nt
Organism: Aspergillus piperis CBS 112811
Lineage: Eukaryota; Fungi; Ascomycota; Eurotiomycetes; Eurotiales; Aspergillaceae
Exons: 3
Coding region: 105-3044 (979 amino acids)
Biological process (GO): regulation of transcription by RNA polymerase II
Cellular component (GO): SAGA complex
Molecular function (GO): transcription coregulator activity
Source: RefSeq, a predicted model, not a curated record